AUGCAGAAGAUCACCGUGGGCGACGUCGACAUCUCACAGCUACAGACUUUAUGUCUUCUCAGUAUACUUGAGUUCACAGCUGGGAACAUCGUGCGCGCUGGGUUCUUCACGAACACAGCAAGCUACUUGAUACAAAAUGUUCGACUCAAUGGUCUUGACACCUUAGUCAAUAAUUUGGACGAGGAGAGAGACGAACGAAAGUUGUGUUAUGCAUCUAUCGUUAUGCUUCAGAACCUUCAAGGCACUGUACCAUCUCGGCACUCCGGAUCUCCCUUCGACCAGCGCUCUUCGACCUCCAUUUUUGAGGACACGACUUGGCAGGAAUCGUAUCUGAAAUCCACUGUAGAGAAGCUCGACAUCGGAAUAAUUUCAGCGAGUAUGUAUACAACUGAAUUAUGGUCAUUGGCUUGUGAAUACGCUCUUGUUCAUGACAAAAUGGACACACUACCACCUUGGCAUCCUCAGUCAGAUUAUACCUCGGUCACCUAUCGCCACACCGAACACGAAAGCUGUAUGCCGUUGCGCUUUCGUCUCCAUGCCAGUAAUUUCGCCGACCAUUCGCCUUCAGAUCUCAGUACAAAUCGCAGUUAUUGGUCCCCCUGGCUAUCCUUUCAGAUGGUCUGGCAUGCUGUGCCAUGCAUGCUCAAUCAUCCGUUUUUGCUGUCCCUCCGACUCCGCAACUUUCGCCGAACAAUGCCGCAGUCUUUCCUGCGCAUUUCUUUUGAACAGCUUACUCUGCACUCCGGCUGGAUCAUGCACUUCAUUGAGCUCAUUCAGCUGAAGGAGUUUGAGGUGUCCGAUCCUAUCAUCGGUCAUUGUGUGGCAAUUGUUGGGACCAUAUAUCUCCAGCACAGCUUCGUGGAAGAUCCCGUGUUCAGCACAAAGGCUAGAGAGGGCUUCACGCUAUGUCUUGAAUUCUUAAGAGGUCUAAGCAAGAGAUGGAGCCACGUCGAUCGAAUGGCACAAAAACUGGAACAGCUUCACAACAGUAUAUUGCCCGAGGGUGGUCUGCCGGUAGACGGGCGUCCAAGCACCCGUCAGAAAUGGACGGUCAACCCGCAAUUACUAUGGAAUAUCCUGGUAUAUUCACAUGUCAGCAAAGCCCCCAAUCCCGCCACGGAUAUUUUUGGCCCAGGGCUGGUCCAUGAUACCGCUGCUCAAUCAGAGCCUGUGUCCUCGGGCGAGAUCAGAGAGUCCGAUCUUGCCUUGAUUGGGUCUGCUGGGAUUUCGGGACAUAGGACGGUGGUCCCUGAGUGCGUGACGUAUCCUUCAGAACAGAGCGCUCACCAGCUGUCCGAAGCGUCUCGACAUCCUUCUACAGUCGAUCGAGUCAUGCACCCGACACAAAGUGUAAGUCUGGGAACGGAGGACCAAGACGACCUGUUCUUGCAGAUGCAAGAUUACGGCAAGGCCUUUGAAGAUUGGUUGAGUCUGAGUAUUCCGUAA
Penicillium diatomitis is the source of this 1446-nucleotide messenger RNA. Its product is annotated as fungal specific transcription factor domain-containing protein. The transcript has 3 exons. The record is from RefSeq and is a predicted model, not a curated record. Lineage: Eukaryota; Fungi; Ascomycota; Eurotiomycetes; Eurotiales; Aspergillaceae. The coding region runs from base 1 to 1446 and encodes 481 amino acids. Gene Ontology annotation, cellular component: nucleus.